AUGAGUUCAAGUCUCGAGGCCAAGAUCGUCGUUCUCGGCGCGCAAGGGGUAGGCAAAACCUCCCUCGUGGAGCGCUAUGUCCGAAACACCUUUAACCCCGCAACAGCCUCAACAGUCGGCGCGUCCUUCGUCACCAAGCGCGUCCUGGAUCAUACAUCUGAUACCAUCGUCCGUCUCCAGAUCUGGGAUACAGCAGGACAGGAGCGCUUCCGCAGUAUCUCACGGCUUUAUUAUCGGGGUGCGCACGCGUGUCUGCUAUGCUAUGAUAUAACAGACGAAUCAAGCUUCGAAGAAAUGGCCGGCUGGCUCCGCGAAUUGCGCAAAAACAUCGGCACCGGUGAAGACAAUUCAGACCCGCUAGUCAUCCAUGUCGUCGGCACGAAAUCCGAUAUAGUGACCAUAGACCCUUCUCGCCGACGCAUCCCUUUCGAACGGACGAUCGCAUACGUAGCCGAACAGCUCUAUCCCACGCAGGUAUCUACACCACCAGCUACAGCGACGAGUGGCGGUAUGAGCAUGGGGUUGGGGUUCAGCACGAGUGUUUUUGGAGGGAAUGGAGGAAAGGACAAUGCCAACAAUACAAAUACCACUCUCAAUACGAAUGUGAAUGGGAGUGGUGGUGGCGGGAUCUCAUCGACAGCCCUUCAGAGCCCUGACUCGAAACGCAGUUCGGCGUUCUGGGGACAGGAAAUUGGGUGGGAUUGUUGUCAUGAGAUUAGUGCCAAGGAUGGGGAGGGAAUUGAUGAGGUUUUUCGCGUUAUUACGCGGAAAUUGGUGGAGCAGAGAAAUAAGCGGGAUACGGAGCUUGCGCUUUCUAUUGCUGGCACGCCUUUGGCUACUGGUGGGCCUGGUGGUUCUAUUGGGCCGUUUAGUCCGGGGUUUGUGGAGGGGACGGGGAGUUUUAGGUUGGGGGUUGGGGAUAAGAGGAAGAGUUGGCUUGGUCUUGCUUCGCCUUCUGCUGGUCUUGGGAGUGGAGGGUUGAAUGGGAGUGGGACUGGGGAGGAGGUGCAGAUUAUGCGAAAUGCUAAGGGGAAAGGGAGAUGUUGUUGA
Messenger RNA from Penicillium antarcticum, 1050 nucleotides. Its product is annotated as Rab family GTPase. NCBI's taxonomy places the organism in Eukaryota, Fungi, Ascomycota, Eurotiomycetes, Eurotiales, Aspergillaceae. The coding region runs from base 1 to 1050 and encodes 349 amino acids. Gene Ontology annotation, cellular component: endomembrane system. The transcript is spliced from 3 exons. Gene Ontology annotation, molecular function: GTPase activity; GTP binding. Gene Ontology annotation, biological process: intracellular protein transport. The record is from RefSeq and is a predicted model, not a curated record.